AUGUCGCUGGAAGAGAGCAUCGAACGAUUCUGGAAGACAGAUUCAUUAGUGAUGAAGGAUGGCUACUCGCCUGAGGAACGAAGAUGCGAGCAGAUAUUCCGUGAUACAACGGCGAGAAAUGAGACUGGGCGUUAUAUCGUACGCUUACCCCGUCAUCCCGAUUUCGGCAUCAGACUGGGUGCUUCCAAGGUAAGCGCAGUACGAAGAUAUGAUCUGUUGGAGAGGAGAUUCGCUAAAAAUGCAAAGUUGAAGGAAGAGUACCAUGCGUUUAUGAAGGAGUAUCUUGAACUCGGGCACAUGAGUUUAGUUCGGGAUGGAGAUGCAGUACCUGCUGAGUCGUAUUAUUUGCCACAUCAUCCUGUGUUCAAGGAGUCUAGCACCACAACGAAAAUCAGGGUCGUGUUCGACGGUUCUUCUAAAACCACCAGCGGGUACUCGUUGAAUGAUGCUUUGUGCGUGGGACCAGUGGUGCAGGACGACUUGCUAGAUCAGCUUUUGCGGUUCCGCACGUAUAAGGUGGCAUUAGUUGGCGAUAUAGCAAAAAUGUACCGCCAAAUACUUCUUCAUCCUGACGAUCGACCGUUGGUGCGAAUCUUGUUUCGCUUCGAGCCGCAGCAGCCGGUGCAGACCUACCAGCUGAAUACUGUUACGUAUGGUCUCGCACCUUCAUCCUUUCUCGCUACGCGCGCUCUUAUUCAGCUGGCUGAUGAUGAGGUUGAGGAAGCCACCUGCCUACGAACUGAAUUGGCUGAGCUACUACAAAAGGGCGGAUUUGAGCUGCGGAAAUGGACGUCGAACUGUGUUGAUGUGCUGCAUGGGCUGGAUGAGGCACAGGUUGGAACCACAACCAAAAUGAGCUUCGAUUCUCACGAAGCCGUGAAGACACUUGGCAUCAGUUGGGUUCCACAAGGUGAUUGGCUGGUGUUUGAAGGUGUGUGCCAGCCAGACGACGAUGUGAUCACCAAGCGAUCUGUGUUAUCUGCCAUCGCAAAAAUGUACGAUCCUUUGGGGAUGAUAGCGCCGAUAAUCAUCCGUGCUAAGAUGAUUAUGCAGGAGAUAUGGGUGUCGUCACGUGAUUGGGAUGAAUCGUUGCCAGAAGACAUCGUAUGCAAGUGGAAGCAAUUUCAGAAGGAGAUACGAUCUCUAUCACAAUAUCGAAUGGACAGAUUCAUACUGCUUCCUGAGGCGCGAAACAUCGAGCUGCACACUUUUGCUGAUGCAUCUUCUGCAGCCUAUGGUGCUUGCACAUAUGUGCGGUGUGAAGACGCUGGGCGAGUUCGAGUCAUGCUUUUAGCGUCUAAGAGUAAAGUUGCUCCGUUGAAAAAUCUGACUAUUGCUCGGUUGGAGCUGUGCGCCUGCGUUCUAGCCGCGCACUUGCAUCACCGCAUAAAAGGUGCCAUUGAUGUGGCCGUAAAUGCAUCAUAUUUUUGGACCGACUCAGCUAUCUGCAUGCAUUGGAUCAAGGCGCCACCGAGCACAUGGAAAACGUUUGUGGCAAACCGUGUAGCGGAAAUCCAGCAUUUCACUAGUGGUGCCAAGUGGAGGCACGUAGCUGGAGUCGAAAACCCUGCUGAUUUGGUAUCGCGUGGGAUGGAGGUGUCCGAGUUCAACAACAGUCGAGCGUGGAGGCAUGGACCAGCUUGGCUUGAGCAUUCGCAGGAUGCUUGGCCCAUGCCCAAUCCACAAAGCAUUCCUGAAGUGGCAGAGCAAGAGAGGAAGGAGUUAAUUUCGGCAGUUACCGUAUGCCACAACGAAUUGUUUCUGUAUUGGUCAUCUUAUACUCGCCUGGUGAACGUUGUCAGCUAUUGCAUGCGAUUCAUUGCCAUGCUCCCUCAUCUAAGGCAAUAA
This is a messenger RNA of Anopheles arabiensis, 1848 nucleotides long. RefSeq lists its product as uncharacterized. The transcript has 2 exons. The record is from RefSeq and is a predicted model, not a curated record. Lineage: Eukaryota; Metazoa; Arthropoda; Insecta; Diptera; Culicidae. Bases 1 to 1848 code for a protein of 615 amino acids.